Messenger RNA from Plasmodium inui San Antonio 1, 252 nucleotides. RefSeq lists its product as hypothetical. Lineage: Eukaryota; Apicomplexa; Aconoidasida; Haemosporida; Plasmodiidae. The record is from RefSeq and is a predicted model, not a curated record. The coding region runs from base 1 to 252 and encodes 83 amino acids. The transcript has a single exon.
AUGCAACAACCCAGAAGAAGUGGCGUAGCAGGGCCCAGCAUAAACCGUAGAGUGAGGGAGGCAGAGAAUUACCUCAGGCGAAUCAACAGGGAGGAGCAACCCGAAACCCAGGAGAGAAUAGAUUACUUAAAAGCCCCGCCUCGGCGAGAUCUGAGGGAAAUAGAGACCGGAGCCGGGAUGAUCCGGACAGUAGGGUUUAGACUAAAACAGCAAUGCCACGGAGACAGGGGAAGGGUAUAUCCGAAGAAAUAA